Messenger RNA from Dunckerocampus dactyliophorus (ringed pipefish), 2648 nucleotides. RefSeq names its product cadherin-related family member 5b (gene cdhr5b). Bases 1 to 2256 code for a protein of 751 amino acids. Gene Ontology annotation, biological process: cell morphogenesis; multicellular organism development; calcium-dependent cell-cell adhesion. Gene Ontology annotation, cellular component: membrane; adherens junction; catenin complex. Gene Ontology annotation, molecular function: cadherin binding; calcium ion binding. The transcript has 16 exons. NCBI's taxonomy places the organism in Eukaryota, Metazoa, Chordata, Actinopteri, Syngnathiformes, Syngnathidae. The record is from RefSeq and is a predicted model, not a curated record.
AUGUACCCUCUGAAGGUUUGUGGCGCUCGUACAACCGUGGAACUCAAAGAGAACAACCUUGUGGGGGACCUCGUGGAGACAAUCACAGUCAAUGAUGGCGUAACCCUCUCGUUGGGAACUUCCUCCAGCAACUCCUUCACUCUGGAUGGCAACCGGCUGUUGGCUGCUAAGGUUCUGGACUAUGAGACUUCCAAAAGUCAUGUGGUCAAACUGGUGUGCUUGGAUGGAGGCACGGGCCAGAUGUUGACCCUCAUCAUCGCUGUGUUGGUGAUUAACGAGAACGACAACCCGCCAGUCUUUGAAGCAAACUCCUAUCUGAUCAAUGUCAAGGAGCUGAUUCCUGUAGACACGCCGCUUGAUGAACACUUUCCCGCCACUGAUAAGGAUGACAACACAGUGCUCUACUACCGGCUAACGUCAGAAACCAAUUACUUUAAACUGGCGUCACCCACCAACCCAGAACUUGUCAUGCAGAAUGUUGUGGACUAUGACCAAGUCCAACAUGUCCAGAUGGUCUUGUAUGCUCAGGACACGCCCUUAGCAGAAUCUGGCGGCAAGGACUCAUUCACCGCCACCACCACCAUCCGUGUCAAUGUCCUGGAUGUGGACAACAGGCCGCCUUGGUUCCAGCCCUGUACCAAACACGUGAUGGCCGGAGCCACCAUCUGCCAGAGUGGCGGCUACACCAGCCGGGUGGUCUUAAACGAACAGGAGGCUGAACCAUUAACAUUGAAGCCAGGUCCACUUCACGCCAUUGAUGGUGACUCCGGGAUCAAUGAAGCCAUAAGAUACUCAUUCCUGAGCGGAAACCAAGACGGCCUGUUCGAGAUCAACCCAAGCACCGGGAAUAUCAGCAUGAUGAGGGCCGCUGAUGUGGUGGACACGAUCACUCUAACAGUUCUGGCCGCUCAGAUGCCAAGCAGUUCUCAAUUUGCAACCACCAGCCUCACCAUCAGCGUCCAGGUGAAGAGCCUCCACCGGCCACAGUUUCAGAGACCUCAGUAUGAGGGUGUGGUGUCAUCAGUGGGCGCCAUGGCAACCGACCCAGCAAACAAGGACGAGCCGCUGCGGCUCAUUGCCUUGGACGAGGAUUACGCCGCAGCUGGGGGUAUAAAUCCUCACAUGGCCUAUCAUAUUAAAGGGAGUGACGACUUCGCCAUCAUCAAUGGCUACUUAUUCAUGACCAAGGACCUCCCAGAGGACACAUUAUCUCUACAAGUGGAGGCGGUGGACACUUCUAAUGACCAGAAAGCAACAGCACAGCUAUCAGUGAAAGUGAAAUCAGGUCUCACCACCACCGCUUUGCCUUUGAGCACGACCGACAUCAUGACCAGCAUCGUGACCACUGACAGUGAAACAACUGAAGACAUGGGGUCCACCAUCAACCCCACUACAUCAACCAACAGCAGAACCACUGAAGAAGGGGAGUCCACAACUAACCCCACUGACAGCAGCACCUUGACUGCCAGCUCCACCAGCAUAGGUACCACGGACUCCAAUAUGUCCACUGAGGGCACAAGGAGCACAGCGGACCCUCACACAGAGGGAGUGAUGAUCCCAUCGGGUGAUUUCAGAACAGAAGACAUGGCGGCGCUCGGUGCGACGCUGGGCAUUCUUCUCUUCGUCUGUCUGGUGGUCAUUGGGAUGCUUGUCUGUCGCCUUCAGAAGGGAAAAUCCGACUGGAGGAAGAUUCAUGAAGCCAGCGUGUUCCGAAGCUCUCUGGGCCAAGGCUUAGGAGGCCAGAAGGAGGGCAUCCAGUACACUAACGAGGCUUUCGAGCACGAUGAAGAUGGAGGCAGUGUGGGCUCAGGGGGACCAGAUGUGAUGGUGGGGAAGGAGCUGCAAGGAGGAAGUGACAGUCUUGCCCUCAAGUCUUCUGCAGUGCUGAGCACUCUCCUCAACGAUGAUGUUAGUCUAACAGGCUCCGACAAGGCCGACAAUGAAAAGGAGGUGAAGCCCAUCCUGACGAAGGAGAGGCGCAUGGAGGAGGGCUACAAGGCUGUUUGGUUCAAGGAGGACAUUGAUCCCAACGCUAAGGAGGAGGUGGUCAUAAUUCCAGACAGCAGGGAUGACGACAGUGAGGAAGAGAAUGAGGAAGCGUCACCUAGGGAGGAGGACGACGAAGAUGACAGUACCCCAACCAAAAGCUCUAAGGUGGGCUUUGCGGAGGCGGACCUGGACAGUGGACUCGGAGUGAAAAUGGAGGACCCAGCAGAGGACUCAGAUGUUGACGAAGUUCUGGACAUUGAACUGUGAGAGCGAGGAGGGCGCAGCAAGAGGCGCCCAUAAUAAAAGCUGAUCAUUUAUCAGUCCUUAACACUCAGCCUCAUCGGACUCUCAGAACCAUGAGUGAACACACCCAAUACAAAAAUAAAUCAAGGCACAUAAUUAUCAGGAAACUUAUUUAAACAGCCUUUUCAGAGGGUGGCGCUAUAGUGCAACCAGAAUCCAUGCAAAAAGCCAAUAUGUUCAAUAAGCAUGACCUAACUAGCAAAGUCCAGUGUCAGGGAAACAGAAAGCGCCAUAUAAAUCAAAACCAUUAUUAUUAUUUAGUUUUUGAUUUAUUUUGGAGCCUAUAAAAAGUUAGAAAAUCAAACUUACCAUUUGUUGAACACUGAAAGUUAAUCAUUAUCCUCGAUUGUUGUUGC